AUGGCCAUUACUGGUAGCUGCAUGUGUGGUGCUAUCCACUUCUCUGCUGAUGUGGAUAAGUACCUCUCUGCUCUUUGUCACUGCACUGAUUGCCAGAAGUGGUCCGGAGGUGCCUUCACAGCUAAUGCUGUUGUCCCACGCACCAGUGUCAAGGUGACCAAGGGAACCCCAUCUUCCUACGACGCAGUCGGCAACAGCGGCAAGGUUAACAAGCACUUCUUUUGCUCAACCUGCGGUUCAAGCUUGUACACCGAGCUGGAGGUUAUGCCAGAUAUGACUUGUAUCAAGGCUGGAAGUCUGGAUAACAAGGAGGCGAAUAUGGGUGGCAAGAUUGAUAUUGAGUUCUAUGUUAAGGAUCGGCCUUCGUACCUUGCUCCUGUGGAGGGUGCGAAGCAGGAACCCAUGUUUGGUUAA
This is a messenger RNA of Penicillium malachiteum, 414 nucleotides long. Its product is annotated as GFA family protein. The coding region runs from base 1 to 414 and encodes 137 amino acids. NCBI's taxonomy places the organism in Eukaryota, Fungi, Ascomycota, Eurotiomycetes, Eurotiales, Aspergillaceae. The transcript is spliced from 4 exons. The record is from RefSeq and is a predicted model, not a curated record. Gene Ontology annotation, molecular function: carbon-sulfur lyase activity.